CUUGAACUUUGAAUGAUUCUCCCUUCCCUCCCCCGAUGACGAGUUUCAAGGACCUCAUCGACCGGGCCAAGCCCUCUCUGGACAGCCCACCGCCCUCAAGUUGGCGCAGCUCGGCUCCCUGCUGCCACACGACGUGUGGCAAGGCGUCAACAUCAGCCGCAACGAGGUGACUAUUGGAUCAUGGGGGAACGGCGACACGACUCCCACUUGCUGUGAUCUGUGCGUCCAGGUGGAUUUCAGGAGGCCCGGCAACCACAUCGUCAGUACCCUCACGGGCAGAGAUGGGGAGACAGCUUCUGACAGGCACUAAGACGUCUGACCUUGUGUCGGCUGUGUGGUGUGUGUUGAUCUUCUCAGCUGUACCGGUCGGGCUGGCAACCCCCAGCGUGCCACUUCAGCCACGGGUCGGCCGAGUGGACUGACCGUGAGUGCCUGUCGCUGGGGGGAGGCCUGUGGUACAUGCAUAUUCCGAGGAAUAUUCAGCACCGGGUAAGCAGAGGCGUGGGAGGCAGCUAGGGGAUUCAAAGCAUAAGUAUGACGAUGCGUUCAACUAAGUCAUGUCAUGCAGGAGGUGGAGUUCGUUAUGUGUGACGCUAGUCGAAGCCAAUGGGAUCACCCACCGUCACACACUGGAAGUCAGUGAUUCACUGUGUGUGCACCUCAGUCCAGGGAUGCAAGCAAGAUAUAUGAUUCACUGUGACAAGCUUUGUCUUGCUGUGCUGCUCUGCUGUGUUCCUCAGUGCCCAACUACCCCGUUUGGACAGAGGGGGUCUAUAUGUUGAGUGACGGAAGCCUGAAAUCCCUGAGAAGUGACGUCGGUUGGGAUUAUGUCGGUAAGAAGCUGACGAGAGACAGACGGUUUUUCAUCAAAAAUCCAGCUUCUUAUUGGUUCGUCAGACUUGCUGUUCAUCCGCGACAAGGUGGCGCGAGAGGCAGCAGAGGCGCACGUUCUCUACUUCACCGGCUGGACCCCACCCCGCAUCCACUUCCGACAUACCAACAGUUGCUGGACAGAGCCUCCAGGCAUCGUGUGCAAUGCGUUUUCCGGCCGCGUGUGGCAUGCGCAAAUGCCAUUCCAUAGCGUAAGCUGCACAUCGCACAGAGACCCACGAGUGGGCGAAAUGUGCUUUCUCUUAUGCCGAAUGUGUAUGUGUCUCCACUCCACUCAGGGUCUUGAGUUCGUCCUAAAUGACGGGAGCGGCUCUUAGGAUCACGCUCCAGGAGGUG
Messenger RNA from Vitrella brassicaformis, 1227 nucleotides. NCBI's taxonomy places the organism in Eukaryota, Vitrellaceae. The record is from the annotation of a GenBank genome assembly.